Messenger RNA from Ricinus communis (castor bean), 1988 nucleotides. RefSeq lists its product as uncharacterized. Bases 411 to 1646 code for a protein of 411 amino acids. Lineage: Eukaryota; Viridiplantae; Streptophyta; Magnoliopsida; Malpighiales; Euphorbiaceae. The record is from RefSeq and is a predicted model, not a curated record. Gene Ontology annotation, biological process: regulation of peptide transport. The transcript has 8 exons.
UUUCCCUAAAGAGAAGAAAUAGGCCAUGAAUCUUUGGUUGUGCAACUGUUAGAUGGUAGUUGAAGAAGGUAUUGGUGAGUGAGAUUCGAUAGUGAAAGAAAAGAAAAAGAAUGACUAGUGAACUGAAAUAACUACUAAUUAAUGUGGGUAUUUUCAGAAAUCUUCUAUAUGCUUUCAUGCUCUGUACCUUUUGCUUCUCUUAUUUUUCUGUCUUCGUUAAAUUUUAAGGAAGAAGGAAGAGACCCCACUUAUAUAUCUUAUAAGUUUGUCAUGUAUGAUAAUUGAGCAUGGACUUUACAAAAGUGAAAAAUACAAGUGUUCAUACUAAAAAAAGAGAAAAAAAGAGUUAGUUAUUUAUAUAUAGGAAGGAGAGAUUCUUAAUUCCCCAUUAUAGUAAUAUAAACAAAGAGAUGUGUUGGACAUACAAGGGUGGUUUGAUACUUAUAAUUACAGUCGUCAUCCUUUGGGUCAGUUCUGCAGAGGUCACACAGGGUGUGUUCACAGACUAUAAGCAUCCAUUUGCUGUGACAUAUCUGGGAACCUCUCUUUUAGUUAUCUAUCUUCCUGUUGCAUUCAUCAAAAAUUGGCUGAUAAAGUUGUGGAGACAUCGUCCGGAUACAAGUGGCAACAAAGCAGGAACUGCUAAUAGUGCAAGUACUAAUUUUGAGAAUGAACAUCAUGGGCCUUUACCCAGUAAGGAAUGUUCCAUAGAUUUGUCUCCAAAGGAGAGUGAAAAGCCAGUAGUUUCUCAAUGCAACGCCAAAAAUAACAACAAUAAUGUGGAAACUUUGAAAGUAGACAAAAAGCUUAAUGCAAAAGAAACUUCUCUUAUUGGGUUCAGCAUUGCACCUCUCUGGUUUGCCACAGAGUAUCUAACAAAUGCUGCACUUGCAAAAACAAGUGUUGCCAGUACAACAUUAUUGUCUUCAACUUCAUGUCUUUUCACUCUUUUGAUUGGAGCAUUGUUGGGUGAAGAGUCUAUCACUUUUGUCAAAGCAAUCUCUGUUGUUAUCAGCAUGACUGGUGUUGCCCUGACAUUAGUGGGGAAAACAUGGAUUGCUGGUGGAUCACAGUCAAGGGCAUCCAAAGAUCAAAAGCAUUCUCUUAUAGGAGAUCUGUAUGCUGUUCUAUCAGCUUUGACAUAUGGGCUAUUUACAGUUUUACUCAAAAGGUUUGCUGGAGAAGGAGAAAGGGUGGACGUGCAGAAGUUGUUUGGCUAUAUAGGAUUAUUCAUACUUGUCGCGCUUUGGUGGCUUGUGUGGCCUCUCACAGCCAUGGGAAUAGAACCCAGAUUCUCAUUCCCACAAUCAGCUAAAAUGGAAGAGAUUAUUAUUAUCAACGGUUUUGUUGGAAACGUACUAUGUGAUUAUUUCUGGGGAUUGGGUGUGAUAUGGACGAGCCCACUGGUGGCUGCACUAGGAGUUUCCCUUACCAUACCACUAGCCAUGUUGGAGGACAUGGUGAUCCAUGGCCAGCACUAUUCAGCAAUCUAUAUUAUCGGCUCAGCUCAGGUAUUUUUGGGAUUUGUGAUAGCUAAUCUUGCCGACUGUAUUUCCAAAAAGGCUAAGAUGGUAGUUCUUCAUCUUACUAAUGGAUCUCUGCUUACUACUCCCACUACAAUUGCUGGUUGCUUGAACUUUUUCUAAUGGAUGUGAUGAUGAACAUGAACUACCUUGAUGCUCUAUUGGCCUCUUGGUGGCUUCAUGUUUACAAAUUCAAUAUCUUAGUAUACCAAUUACAUUUCAACUGAAAAUACAACAUUCAUAUUACUGUAACAAAAGAAAGAAGAAAAAAAAAACCAUGUAGUUUAGAGUGCUAAGAAGGAUAGCCUAUAUUUUAUAAUGCAGCACACCAGAUGCCAUACUCCUCUGUAACAAUGUUGUGUUUGGUAGUGAUCUCCUAUGUGCAUAAUCUGGGAAAAGAACUUGACCCUGGGGAUUGUUUUUGGCACAAGCAUCAAAUUUUAAAACAGGAGCCAGAUUGAUUUA